UCCGUUUUCUUUCUCUCUUUCAUCGUCUCGCCGUUCCGUCCCUCCAAAACCCUAGACGCGACCCUCCCCCGGCGCCGCUCGCCGCCGCCCGCGGCCAUGGAUCUCCUCCGCUCGCACCUCCACAAGGUCCGCAUCCCGGAGCCCGGCAGCCGCAUCCACAAGGACGAGUGCUGCGUCUCCUUCGACUCCCCGAGGUCGGAGGGGGGCCUGUACGUGGACAUGAGCUCGUUCCUGGGGUUCGGGAGGGAGCAUGUGGAGUGGAACUUCGAGAAGACCGGCAACCCCGUGUACCUCCACAUUGUGCAGCGCCGGAAGCCGGAGUCGGACGAGGCGGAUCGCCCGCUCAAGAAGCCCACCCUCCUUGCAAUAGGCGUGGAAGGAGGCUUUGGUGAUCAAGAACCUGAAUAUGAUGAUACUUUUGAAAUCGUCAUUUUACCUGAUUUUAUCUCUCUUCCAUUCCCCUCAGUUGACUUGCCAGAGAAGGUUAGGAUUGCAGUUGAUAAGGUUAUCCUUGCUGAAAGUGCUGACAGAAAACAACAACUAGCUGCUUGGGUCGCUGAAAAGAAGAAAAUUAGUGCAUAUGCUAUGGAUCUGCAGCAGCUAGAAAAUGGUGUUAUUGUGCCUCCUACUGGAUGGAAGUGCAGCAAAUGCGAUAAAACUGAGAACCUCUGGUUGAAUUUAACUGAUGGUAUGAUCCUUUGCGGGAGGAAGCUUUGGGAUGGAAGCGGUGGGAAUAAUCAUGCAAUUGAACAUUACGAGCAGACUAAAUAUCCUCUUGCAGUAAAGCUUGGAACAAUUACUGCUGAUUUGGAAGCAGCAGAUGUUUUCUCAUACCCGGAAGACGAUAGUGUUGAAGAUCCACUAUUAGCUCGACACUUGUCACAUUUUGGUAUCGAUUUUUCUUCACUUCAAAAGACUGAGAUUACUACUGCUGAGAGAGAACUUGAUGCCAACACAAAUUAUGACUGGAAUAGAAUACAAGAAAGUGGAAAAGAUGCUGAACUUCUAUAUGGACCUGGCUAUACUGGUCUUGCGAACCUAGGGAAUAGUUGCUAUAUGGCUUCAAUAAUGCAAGUCAUGUUUUCGACUCAUCCUUUCAUAUCGAGAUACUUUGAGAAGCAGAGUUUGAAAGCUGCAUUUGCAACUGCACCUGCUGAUCCAACAAUGGACCUAAACAUGCAGAUGACAAAAUUAGGACAUGGUUUGCUCUCUGGUAAAUAUUCUGCACCAAAUAAGGAGGGGCAGGAAUUGAUACGUCCUCGCAUGUUUAAGUCAGUUAUUGCUGCGAACCAUUCUGAAUUUUCAAGUAUGAGGCAACAGGAUGCCCUUGAGUUCUUCCUUCACCUUAUCGACCGAGUUGAGCAGGCAAACCCGGGGAACCAUGAGUUAAAUCCUUGUUCAGGUUUUAAGUUCAUUAUUGAGGAGAGGGUCCAGUGCCCUUCUGGAAAAGUUUCUUACAACAAGCGGUCGGACAACAUGCUUUCUUUGAGCAUACCACUGCAUGCGGCAACUAAUAAAGAGCAGCUAGAAGCUUUUAGUGAGAAGAAAGCUGCAAUGGACUUGGAUGGGAAAGAAGUGUCUAAUGAGGAAAUUGUGAGGCCUCGAGUCCCAUUGGAGGCAUGCUUAGCAAGUUUUUCAGGGCCAGAGGAAAUUCCUGAUUUUUACAGCACUGCUUUAAAUUCAAAGACGACUGCUACCAAGACUGCUGGCUUUAACACCUUUCCUGAUUACCUGGUGCUGCAUAUGCGCAAGUUUGUAAUGGAGGCAGGAUGGGUGCCAAAGAAACUUGAUGUUUAUAUAGAUGUGCCAGAUACAAUUGAUAUCUCGCAUAUGCGUAGCAAGGGUAUGCAGCCUGGGGAAGAACUGCUACCUGAAGGAGCUUCUAGUGACAACAAAGCUGAGCCUGCUGCACCUGUUGCCAGUGAGGAUAUUGUGUCCCAGCUUGUAAGCAUGGGAUUCAAUUACCUUCAUUGUCAGAAAGCUGCUAUUAACACAUCUAACACCGGAGUUGAGGAGGCAAUGAAUUGGCUUCUCUCACACAUGGAUGAUCCAGAUAUAAAUGAUCCCAUAUCAAAUGAUUUGCGUGCUUCUGAACAAUCUGUUGAUGAAGCCAGUGUUCAAACUCUCAUUUCCUUUGGAUUUCCAGAAGAUGUUGCCAUAAAGGCCCUGAAAGCUUCUGGUGGUAAUAUCGAGCAAGCUACCGAUUGGAUUUUCAGCCACCCCGAAGCAUCAAGCACAGCACCUGCUGACUCUUCGACCAGCAAUGUAAAUGCUGAUAACACUCAUGUUUCAGAUGGCAGUGGCAGAUACAAGCUGAUGGCUUUUGUCAGCCAUAUGGGCACCUCCACCCACUGCGGGCACUACGUCGCACAUGUUCUCAAAGACGGGAGGUGGGCAAUCUUCAACGACAGCAAGGUUGCUGCAUCUGUCGACCUGCCCAAGGAUAUGGGCUACCUUUAUUUCUUUCAGAGGAUUAGCGGCUAGGCACAUCACAGGCAAAUAUCGUGACAGUUCAUAGUUCAUGCGCCCACAUCAUGAAAAGAAUGGCGAGCUUGUUAGAAUGCUGUCAUGCUGAUUUUAAUGCGACUGUCUGCUCUCAUUCUUCCAUGCUGGUUACAGACUGAUCAACUGGGAUAUUGCUUUUCAUUACAUUAUAGAGUGGCACCUCCGAUUACAUAUGUAUUUGGUUACUAUGUGAAUGUGAUUUGCGUUGGUGCUUGUCA
This is a messenger RNA of Panicum virgatum (switchgrass), 2723 nucleotides long. Its product is annotated as ubiquitin carboxyl-terminal hydrolase 14-like. Gene Ontology annotation, molecular function: zinc ion binding; cysteine-type deubiquitinase activity; protein binding. The coding region runs from base 97 to 2484 and encodes 795 amino acids. The transcript has 19 exons. The record is from RefSeq and is a predicted model, not a curated record. Gene Ontology annotation, biological process: protein deubiquitination. Lineage: Eukaryota; Viridiplantae; Streptophyta; Magnoliopsida; Poales; Poaceae.